UCGUCCCACACUAGUCGUCUUGAGGUCAUCAGAGGGCGAGGCUAACCAUCCUGUUCAGUGUCAGGCAGGCUAACUAUCCUGUUAAGUGUCAGACUAAGAGUGAGGAGAAAUAGAUUAGGAGACAACCUGGGAUCCCAUUCUAUUGGGGGAUUCUUGGAGAACUUCAGUCGGUCUACUUAUUUUUGUCGUUACUGUGAGAGGCAGUAUGAGCAGGGAGGAAAGUGAGGAUACAGGAUACGUUAGGAGAGACGCCAAGGAAGCAGUGUGGUCAUACUUGCCUGAUCUCCCUGAUGACCUUCUUACCACCAUGCUGGAUGAGCUUGGGGUCGAAUCUAUUGAAGAUCUGACCUUGGUGGAGGAAAGGGAUCUGGUGAAAUACCUCAAACCUAUCCAAAGUCGGAAGUUAAUGAAGGGCAUCAAGGAUGGACUUGUUACUCUUAAUAUGGAGUUGGUCUCUGCUCCUGAUCCAAGUGCUCCAAGUUCCCCAACUCCAUGUUCUCCAAACACAAUAUUCCAGCCUCCAAAUCAGCUGUUGCCCAGCCCUCCAAGCACUGCCCCAAGCAUGUCAAGCGCUUCACAGCCUGGCGUACCAUGGCAUGUUGACUUUCGUCUCAACUGGGACCAGGUGUCAUCAGCCAUUCGACUUAGAGUGGAAAAAGAAGAAAGACCAUUGCCAGACGAGAGAAAGGCCUUCGUGGUCGUGCUCGUGGACCAAAUGAUGCAGCAUGACCGCAACCCAACCAGAGCCAUGUGCCACAGCGUUGUGAGAAACAUUAUCAGGAGCCAUCCAAAAUCAUUUGGCGACAUUGGCAAGCAUGGUGAUACUGCUGGAGACGGAUGUCACUCUCUUCUGCAACAAGUAAAAACGAGAGUGGAGUACAAAAAUAGGAAUAAUACUCUUGCUCAACGCCGCAGAGAAAGAAGACCGCGCACGGGAAUGGCAGGAGAGGCCAGACUGGCAAGAGGUCCUGUUGACCAAUACGGGUGUGUCAGGUGGGGCCCAGCAGAUUUGCCAGAGGGGGAGACUGAGGCAAUGUUGGAGAAUAUAAAGAGGGAUCUGCUGAACAUCUACUCAGAGGAAGGAAUGAGUGGGGCAGAGAGAGCAGAACCAAUGAUGGAAAAGACAUACGUCAUCCUGCGGAAAUACCUUAACAAAGAGCCUGCUGCAGCGAUGUCUGAGAUCAAACAGGAAUGGCCAUUUCUCUUCUCUCAGAAAUGCCUAUUCUCACACUUUGGCCUCCUGACGGACGUCGAUGUCCUUCAGAAGCUACAGGAGGCAAUUAGUCGACGAGGACAGACCAUCCUGGAUUAUUGUGCAACACUGGACAACCCCAAGAUCCGUGAUGUUCUGGCCUGCUAUGAUCCAGACUCUGACAAGGCUGCCUGCAUCCUGCUGCUCCUAAUGUUGUAUUUCAAAGAGCCGAAAGAGAGUUUGAUGCUUGAAGUUGAUCCAUGUGCCACUGCUGUGGACGUCAAUACUGCAGAACUCCCCGGCACCCCCUGCUUGAUCAUUCAAGGUGACAUGAUGAAGCCCUCUGGAUGGCUUGUAUCCAUCGAGGGACAUGUCGUGAUGGGCCCACACCCUUUCUUUUUACACGGAGUAGCUGCUUUCUUCAGCAGCUAUUACGUAUUCAACCUUGAGUAUCCUGCCGCUGGAUCUUCGACGCUGGAGUUCAUUCAAAGGUGCUUCCUGGGCAUCAAUCCUGAAAGAGGCUCAAAGACCAAGAAGCGGACAACAAUGAACCCUCAUGUGAGCACCCUUUUGAGGAAACUUAUUGACUUUGAGUGGGCAUCAUAGUUUUUUUUUUUGCAGCGGUAGUUGUCAGGCUCAGUUUUGAGUAGCCUUGUUCUUUUUGUAAUUUUUCAAGACAACUUUGCCCUACAAGAUUUUUACACAAUGCUGUUGCGUGUGGACUCAUAAUGUUUGAGACUGAGAGGAGCGCCUGACCCCUUUACGACAUUCCUUCAUCACUCUCUCCCUUGCUGUCUUAUCUUGCCAUGAAGGCCUCAUUCCCAUCCUGUCCAUUACUGUUAUUGUGACACAGCUAGUUGAAUAGAUGAAUUUUGAGACAGGUAGUUGAAUUGCAAGUUUGCACAAUUUCUCUGCAUUUUCUGCAUUUUAAGAUGGCUUUUAUGACUAGAAAGUUGAAUUUCUUGAACUCUUGAAGUUCUUGGCAUCUGCUGUACAUUGAAAAACAUUUAUUUGUUAAUAAAUAUGCCAUUGGGCUAACGUUGA
Megalobrama amblycephala (Wuchang bream) is the source of this 2236-nucleotide messenger RNA. RefSeq lists its product as uncharacterized. The record is from RefSeq and is a predicted model, not a curated record. The transcript is spliced from 12 exons. The coding region runs from base 206 to 1798 and encodes 530 amino acids. Lineage: Eukaryota; Metazoa; Chordata; Actinopteri; Cypriniformes; Xenocyprididae.